AUUCCCGCGACGGUUCGCAGCACGAUGCGAUUCCAGCACGCUCAAGCGUCGGUGAACCAACACACGGAGAUCGUGACGGCCUGUUGCUGGACACCAGAGAACGAUGUCAUCACGUGUAGCGACGACAAUACGAUCGUGCGAUGGCGUAUGGACGGCGAGGUGGUGGGCAAAGUUGCGUCUGUCGACACGUUUGUGACGAGUGUCGACUGGGUCCCUUCCGUGGGGAAACAAGGUGCCGAUAUGUUUGUGAUCGCAUGCACGGACGGCACGUUUCGAAUCAUGUCGAAGAACGGGCGCGAGGAGAAGAAGGUGCAGGCGUCCGACGCAGGGGCGAUCAUCUCACUGAAAUGGAACUACGACGGGACGGCGCUCGUGACCGCGGGCGAAGACGGAUCCGUCAAAGUAUACUCGCGCAGCGGCAACCUUCGAUCGACGUUGGCCAACACAGGAAACGCCGUGUAUGCCGUGUGUUGGGGUCCCGACAACGACCAGAUUCUUUUCACGAACAGCAAGAACCUCGUCAUCAAGACGAUUCAAGUGGGUCGCAAGGACAUUCAGUGGAAGGCCCACGACGGUCCCAUUCUCUGCAUCGACUGGAACCCAAUCAACAAUCGCGUGAUUUCCGGCGGUGAAGACCGCGUGUUUCGUGUCUGGGACGGCUUUGGCCGUCAGCUGUACCAGAGCCCGGUGUGCGAACAUGUCAUCACGAGCAUCGCGUGGAGUCCGAAGGGCGACAUGUUUGCUGUUGGCGCGUUCAACAUGCUGCGGUUGUGCGACAAGACGGGCUGGUCGUACUGCCGCGAACGGCCCAAGUGCGGAUCGCUCAUGGACAUAUCGUGGGCAUCAGACGGAACGCAGCUCGUGGCAGCCGGCGGCAACAGCUCCACGUUGUUUGCUCAAGUUGUCGACCGCCAUCUCCAAUGGAACAAGAUAGAGGUGACACUGAAAGACCCACGGAAAAUCCACGUCCAUGACGUGGUCAACGAAACAGUGGAGGAACUCGAUUUUGUGCGCGACCGGGUGAUUGAGAUGUCGCUCGGGUAUGGCUUCCUCAUUGUGUGCACGGCGACGCAGUGUUUCAUCUACAACUUUCAAAACUGGAACACGCCGCACAUUUUCGACCUCCGUGCCGCCGUCAACUUUAUCUUGCAAAGCGAGUGCCACUUCAUCACGGUCGACAACUUUCACGGCAUCCAGGUGUACUCGUACGAAGGCCGGGCAAUUUCCAAUCCAAAGUUUAACGGGAUGCACGUCGAGUUUCUCCAUCGGCACACCGUGUCGCUCAGCAUCGACACCGUGUCGAUCUUGGACCACUCGGACCGGAAAACGAUCCGGUCGUUCGACAUCAACACGGGCAAAGCGCUCCCGAUCACGUUCACGCACUCGCUGGACGUCCUGGAGCUCGCGCUGUCGCACUAUGGCCCGAGCACGGACCGGAAGCUGUUUUUCAUCGAUAGCAACCGCGACUUGCACCUGUCUCAGUUGUCGCACAAGGGAUCGUUCAAACUCCAGGCCCAAGUCGACUCGGCGGCGUGGAACGACUCGUCCGAGAUGCUCGUGGCUCUCUCCGAUGCCAAAGUGCUGUGUUGGACAUACCCUAACAUGGUGUAUGUGGACCGCACGCUGCUUCCCGACGUGAUCGAGUCCAAGGACGGGACGGACUACCAAAAACUCGCGUGCAUCACGUCGUUUGUCGGUCCUCGCUUCACUGUGCGGCGUACGGACGGCGCGAUCUUGGCCGGCGCCGUGUCGCCGUACCCGACGGUCUUGUACGAGUUUACGAGCGCCAACGAAUGGGACAAAGCCGUGCGCCUGUGUCGUUUUGUCAAAACCAAGAGCUUGUGGACAUGCUUGGCCGGCAUGGCGCUACACAAGCGACACCUCGAGACGGCCGAAGUCGCGCUCGCCGCCAUCGAGUCGGUCGACAAGUUGCACUUUAUUUUGUACGUGAAGAACUUGGUUAGCGAAGCGCGUCGCAUGGCCGAGUUAGCGCUGUAUGCUGGCGGCGCUGUCGACGAAGCCGAAGCAAUUUUGCUGCAGGCGCACCCAAUGCCGUUGGUGUAUCGAGCGAUCAAGAUGAACAUCCGACUGUUCCGGUGGGACCGGGCGCUCGACCUCGCCAUUAAGUACACGACGGCUGGAGGCACCCACGUCGACACAGUCCUGGCGUAUCGCCAGCGGUUCUUGGCAGCCAACAAACUCGACGAAUCCGACAAGAAAUUUCUCCAGUACAUGCAGCAAUUUCCCGUUGAUUGGGAGAAAAUUUCGGCGAAAAAAGUUGCCGAGCGCGAGAAGGAAGUCGCAAGCGGUGGAAGCGGCCGGCGCAAGUAGAUGGCGCCGCCACGGUGGUCGUGGAUGUAGCAACGUCGAGGGGUUCAAAGGAUGAUGCAUAUACUCUAGUAAAAAGCGUGUGAAUUAUGUUAUGACGA
Messenger RNA from Aphanomyces invadans, 2429 nucleotides. RefSeq lists its product as hypothetical. Bases 25 to 2331 code for a protein of 768 amino acids. Gene Ontology annotation, cellular component: cilium; intraciliary transport particle B; centrosome. NCBI's taxonomy places the organism in Eukaryota, Oomycota, Saprolegniomycetes, Saprolegniales, Verrucalvaceae. Gene Ontology annotation, molecular function: protein binding. The transcript has 8 exons. The record is from RefSeq and is a predicted model, not a curated record. Gene Ontology annotation, biological process: cilium assembly.